AUGGAUUACACGCUCAGGUGCAACUCUUUGAAAUGCCGCACCCAGCUCAACGAUCGCGCCGUCGUCACUACCUGCAGUCAUGUCUUCUGCAUCCGUUGCUCAGACAGUCUGGGGCUCUCGAGCUCUGCAGGCAUCGCGAGGACUUGUCCCGCAUGCUCUACUCAGCUGAGCAAUCCAGACGAUGCAGUCGUCGCGCAACUCAAUCCUACCGAAGACUACAAGACCAGCAUCCUCAGCGGGCUGAGCCCAAACAUCAUCAUGGAAUGCGCCAGCAGAGGCCUAGCUUUCUACAGCUACCAGACAUCACAAGAGAUCGUAUACCAAGAGUAUCUCGCGAAGACCUUGACAGAAAACUAUGGGAACUUGAGUCAGCAGAUGGACAAGCUCAUUCUCGAAGCUAAUUCCGAGAUCAAGACAUUGCAAGAAAAACUCCAAGGUUACAACCCCGUUCAAAGAUGUUGCUGA
Molecule: messenger RNA, 465 nt
Organism: Mytilinidion resinicola
Lineage: Eukaryota; Fungi; Ascomycota; Dothideomycetes; Mytilinidiales; Mytilinidiaceae
Exons: 3
Coding region: 1-465 (154 amino acids)
Biological process (GO): reciprocal meiotic recombination
Cellular component (GO): synaptonemal complex
Molecular function (GO): ubiquitin protein ligase activity
Source: RefSeq, a predicted model, not a curated record